Spirometra erinaceieuropaei is the source of this 357-nucleotide messenger RNA. Lineage: Eukaryota; Metazoa; Platyhelminthes; Cestoda; Diphyllobothriidea; Diphyllobothriidae. The record is from the annotation of a GenBank genome assembly.
AUGGUUCUUCACUUGCCGGGCCGGGAUGAUGAUGGUGGCGGCGAUGACAUUACCCUUGCUGUUGUUCUUGCGAUGAUGAUGAUGAUGAUGAUGAUGAUGAUGAUGAUGAUGAUGGUGGUGAUGGUGAUGAUGAUGAUGAUGAUGAUGAUGAUGAUGAUGAUGAUGAUGAUGAUGAUGAUGAUGAUGAUGAUGAUGAUGAUGAUGAUGAUGAUGAUGAUGAUGAUGAUGAUGAUGAUGAUGAUGAUGAUGAUGAUGAUGAUGAUGAUGAUGAUGAUGAUGAUGCGUUACAGCGACUGUAAGAAUCAGCUUCAGCAGACCGUGGCUCUCGUAGCCUGGCGUGCACUGGUAGUUCUCUAG